Sorex araneus (European shrew) is the source of this 981-nucleotide messenger RNA. RefSeq names its product cell division control protein 42 homolog. Gene Ontology annotation, molecular function: GTPase activity; GTP binding. Bases 75 to 722 code for a protein of 215 amino acids. The transcript has a single exon. Gene Ontology annotation, biological process: small GTPase-mediated signal transduction; modification of synaptic structure. Lineage: Eukaryota; Metazoa; Chordata; Mammalia; Eulipotyphla; Soricidae. The record is from RefSeq and is a predicted model, not a curated record. Gene Ontology annotation, cellular component: dendritic spine.
CUGCCAACGCCCUGGCAGAGGAGCUGAGGUCAUCACUGAAGUUGAAGUAAAGUGGAUACAAAACUGUUUCAGCAAUGCAGACAAUUAAGUGUGUUGUUGUGGGUGAUGGUGCCGUUGGUAAAACAUGUCUCCUGAUAGCCUAUACAACAAACAAAUUUCCAUCUGAGUAUGUACCAACGGUUUUUGACAACUAUGCAGUCACUCUUGUGAUUGGUGGAAAGCCAUAUACUCUGGGACUUUUUGAUACGGCAGGGCAAGAGGAUUAUGACAGAUUACGGCCACUGAGUUACCCACAAACAGAUGUAUUUUUAGUCUGCUUUUCAGUGGUCUCUCCGUCCUCAUUUGAAAAUAUGAAAGAAAAGUGGGUGGCUGAGAUAGCUCACCACUGUCCAAAGACUCCUUUCUUACUUGUUGGGACCCAAAUUGAUCUCAGAGAUGACCCCUCUACUACUGAAAAACUUGCCAAGAACAAACAGAAGCCUAUCACUCCAGAGACUGCGGAAAAGCUGGCGCUCGACCUGAAGGCUGUUAAAUAUAUGGAGUGCUCUGCACUCACACAGAAAGGCCUAGAGGAUGUAUUUGAUGAAGCAAUAUUGGCUGCCCUGGAGCCUCCAGAGCCGAAGAAGAGCCGCAGGUGUGUGCUGCUAUGCACGUCUCUCCAGAGUCCUUUCUGCACAGCUGGUGUCGGCAUCAUACUAAAAGCAAUGUUUAAAUCAAACUAAAGAUUAAAAAUUAAAAUUCGUUUUUGCAAUAAUGACAAAGGCCCUGCACCUACCCACAUGCACUCAUGUAAGACAGGCUCAUAGGAAUGGCCCUCCCUCUCCUGAUACUAGUGAAUUUUGAGUCAUUGUGUAUUUGUCAGAAAAGUGAUCAGUACUACUUUCAGUUUUGCUGUUUUAAAAUUUUUUUGUUUGUUUUGUUUUUGUUUAAAAGCAAGGCAUGCUUGUGAUGACUCUGUAACAGAGUAAUUCGGAUUGUUAA